Daldinia caldariorum is the source of this 985-nucleotide messenger RNA. RefSeq lists its product as uncharacterized. The transcript has 2 exons. The coding region runs from base 1 to 660 and encodes 219 amino acids. NCBI's taxonomy places the organism in Eukaryota, Fungi, Ascomycota, Sordariomycetes, Xylariales, Hypoxylaceae. The record is from RefSeq and is a predicted model, not a curated record.
AUGGCGGAUAGUACCCGUUCCGUCCGUUCCCGACUAGCCGAAUCGGCAUAUCUGUCACCCUAUUCCUCCGCCGGCGCUCCGGGUCCCCACCCGACCGGAGACUUAUACGUGUCUCUCCGAAGCCAGGCGAUCUCCACUCUCGAGGCUAUGGGGUACGAGCCCAAAACGAUGGUUGAACGCGGAGUUGUCUGGGCCGAAGACCAGGACCCCUUCGGACAUAUGAUGCAUUCGCAGUACAUGCACUUCUUCGGCCAAUGCUUCUAUCGCGUUAUGGAGAGCUACGACGAGUUCCUCAGCGAGCAAGAGUACAACGACAUGAUUACUGCUAAGACGGUUAUCCCCGUUAUUAGGAGAUACAACUUGGAUAUUCGACGGCAAGUCAAGUAUCCCGACUCGCUAAUCGCAGCCUACCGCCAAGAGAAAAUAGAGCCGACACGUAACAGUGGAACAACAUCCCUCUUCUCGCUCAAGCAGCAAGCUAUCGUCGCCGAAGUAAAAGGUUCCGUGACUUAUAUGGACGUCAAAACCAGUCGUCCUGUCGACAUUCGAACCGUUGGUGGUGGAUGGCCAGCUGUUUACGAAGGCUUUACCAAGAAUAGCGAACGUGCGAAGAUCCUGAAAGAGAAGUGGGAAAACAAGCAUCAAAAAGCUAAAAUAUAAGUCGUAGAGUUAAUUGGUAACUUCUAGGGGAGAUAAGCACGCUAUGCUAGCUUCGUUCAUGCUACAAGCUCUCCUUCAUACUGUGGUUCCUGCAGUAAGAACCUCAUAGGUGAAUUACACUGUCAAAUAGCAGGUUUACACUGGGAACGAGGAUCUUUUACUUUAAUAGGUGGAUAGGGUGACAGUUAUGGGCGGGGGGUAACGUAGAUACUCCGUCCGAAGAGUGAGUGGAUAUUUUGGAUGGUGUCCAGAUCUACAUUUCUUAAGGCCGGCCAGCGGCUACGCACACUACUUUACUAAGUGUUACUCUGUAUCAACGUAGGAC